Messenger RNA from Plasmopara halstedii, 189 nucleotides. RefSeq lists its product as uncharacterized. The transcript is spliced from 2 exons. The coding region runs from base 1 to 189 and encodes 62 amino acids. The record is from RefSeq and is a predicted model, not a curated record. NCBI's taxonomy places the organism in Eukaryota, Oomycota, Peronosporomycetes, Peronosporales, Peronosporaceae.
AUGAUCACCUUGUCGGGACGGCAAAUACAGCUUUGGUUAGGGUCUUUAGAAUUUGCAUUUGUUGAGACAAAAGAAUGCAACCCUCUGUCCUGGUUUUCUGGAAGAUUGAACGUCACAAGAUCCAGCAUUUUUGCCUUUGGCGUUGAUCGAAGUGAGUUAAUUCCGCAGUCUUUGGGAGAAAUCCUUUAG